AUGCUCUUCUCAGCCACUUAUGGAGAAGAUGUUGUAAAGUUUGCAAUGCAACUCAUAAAGAAUGCUGUCACUGUCACGCUCAAAAGGGAAGAUCAAGCGUUGCCGAAUAUCAAGCAAUACUUUGUGGAGUGUCCAGGAAGGGAUGCAAAGUACCAGGCUGUUGUUGAGUUGUACAGCGGGCUGACGAUAGCGUCGUGUGUGAUUUUCACGCAUACGCGAAGAAGUGCGUCAUGGUUGGCGGAACGAAUGGUCGAAAAAGGGCAUUCGGUUGGUGUGCUACAUGGCGAAAUGUCGGUCGAGGAACGUGCCGAAUCAAUUCAGCGAUUUAAAGAUGGCGACUUCAAAGUGCUCAUUACGACAAACGUGUGCGCUAGAGGUAUCGAUGUGACCCAAGUCACCAUUGUCAUCAAUUAUGAUCCACCGUUGUUAUACGAGAAUCAGUCUGAACCUGACUACGACACCUAUCUUCACCGUAUUGACGACGGUCUUUUUAGAACUGGUCGAUUCGGAAAGGCAGGCAUAGCAAUCAAUUUUGUGGACAGUCGUGAAGCACUUGUUAUAAUUAAGAAGAUUGAAGCUUUCUUCGGAAAGCCGAUUCCAAGACUCGAUCCGAGUGAUCUGGAGCAACUGGAGGCUGUUGAGAACGACUGA
Molecule: messenger RNA, 651 nt
Organism: Ostertagia ostertagi
Lineage: Eukaryota; Metazoa; Nematoda; Chromadorea; Rhabditida; Trichostrongylidae
Source: the annotation of a GenBank genome assembly